ACACUACCCUGCUACCUGCACUUGUCCACCCAUGCCGACGAGGCGACAGCCGAGGACAGCAUGCGCUUUCCUGUCAACCUGCAUUUGGAUCAUCCUUCACUGGAGCAAAUAAGCAUAAAACGUGUGAAAAGUGUGGAGAAGAACUGUAUAUUUCCCAGUAUGGGACUGAUAUUUAUACGAGGACAACUUUUCGAGAAAGACCACGGCAGAUACAGCGAUCCAGAAGGCGACGAGAACUCAGGCAACAUUAACCUCUUCUUGAGAAUCAAAAUGGAUCAUAAGUUCAAAGUGGUCGUCUUAAGGUCAAACCGAUAG
Messenger RNA from Cylicostephanus goldi, 315 nucleotides. NCBI's taxonomy places the organism in Eukaryota, Metazoa, Nematoda, Chromadorea, Rhabditida, Strongylidae. The record is from the annotation of a GenBank genome assembly.